CGGAGGGAGCGGGGCCUGCGGCGGGCAGGUGCCCGGCUCCGUGCGGAGCUCGGUGCGGAGCCCGGCCCACGGCUCUCUGUCUGUCUGCGUUUCUUCCCGUAUCCCUGAGCGAUGCUUUAGCCCCGGUCACAGAGAUUCGGGAGAUCCAGACAUUUAAUGUUGAGGCACCAUGCCAGACUGUGGAAGAUUUAACGAGUGGGGUUGUGAUGGCCCAGGUUCUUCAAAAAAUAGAUCCAGUGUACUUUGAUGAAAACUGGUUAAACAGGAUCAAAACAGAAGUAGGAGAUAAUUGGAGGUUAAAGGUAAGCAACCUGAAGAAAAUUUUAAAAGGGAUAUUGGAUUACAACCAUGAGAUUCUAGGGCAACAGAUAAAUGACUUCACCCUUCCUGAUGUUAACCUGAUUGGAGAGCAUGCCGAUGCUGCAGAGCUUGGAAGAAUGCUUCAGCUUAUUCUGGGAUGCGCUGUGAAUUGUGAACAGAAGCAAGAGUACAUCCAGACCAUAAUGAUGAUGGAAGAAUCGGUUCAACAUAUGGUCAUGGCAGCAAUUCAAGAGUUGAUGAGUAAAGAGUCUCCUGUCUCUGUUGGAAAUGAUGCUUACGUUGACCUUGAUCGGCAGCUGAAGAAAACUACAGAAGAAUUGAAUGAAGCAUUGUCAACAAAAGAAGAAAUUGCCCAAAGAUGCCAUGAGUUAGAUAUGCAGGUUGCAGCCCUUCAGGAGGAGAAGAGCAGUUUGCUUGCUGAGAACCAGAUUUUGAUGGAACGUUUAAAUCAAUCUGACUCAAUUGAAGAUCCCAACAGCCCUGCUGGUCGUAGGCACUUGCAACUGCAAACACAACUAGAACAACUCCAAGAGGAAACAUUCAGAUUAGAAGCUGCCAAAGAUGACUAUAGAAUACGUUGUGAAGAACUGGAGAAGGAAAUUGCAGAAUUGAGACAACAGACAGAAGAGCUUACUACAUUGGCAGAGGAAGCUCAAUCUCUGAAGGAUGAGAUAGAUGUACUGAGGCAUUCUUCUGAUAAAGUAGCCAAGUUAGAAAGCCAAGUGGAAUCUUAUAAGAAGAAAUUAGAAGACCUGGGUGAUUUGCGUCGGCAAGUGAAACUCUUAGAAGAAAAGAAUACAAUGUACAUGCAAAAUACUGUAAGCCUGGAAGAGGAGCUGAGGAAGGCCAAUGCAGCACGCAGCCAGCUAGAGACGUAUAAGAGACAGGCAGUUGAACUACAAAACAGGUUAUCUGAAGAAUCCAAGAAAGCUGAUAAAUUAGAUUAUGAAUGCAAACGGCUGAAAGAAAAAGUAGACAGCCUCCAAAAAGAAAAAGAUAGAUUAAGAACAGAAAGGGAUUCUUUGAAAGAAACUAUUGAAGAGCUCAGGUGUGUACAAGCACAGGAGGGUCAACUCACCACUACAGGAUUGAUGCCCCUAGGAAGACAAGAACCUUCAGACAGUUUAGCAGCAGAAAUUGUUACUCCUGAAAUAAAGGAAAAACUCAUUCGUCUUCAGCAUGAGAACAAGAUUUUAAAGUUGAACCAAGAAGGUUCUGACAACGAAAAGAUCGCCUUGUUGCAGAGCCUUCUUGAUGAUGCAAAUUUACGAAAGAAUGAAUUGGAGACAGAGAACAGAUUGGUAAAUCAGAGACUUCUUGAAGUGCAAUCCCAGGUUGAAGAACUACAAAAAUCUUUGCAAGAUCAAGAUUCAAAAGCUGAAGAUGCUAUUUCAGUUCUUCUGAAAAAGAAACUUGAAGAGCAUCUUGAGAAGCUCCAUGAAGCUAAUAAUGAGCUACAGAAGAAACGAGCUAUUAUUGAGGAUUUGGAACCAAGAUGCAAUAACAGUUCACUCAAAAUUGAAGAAUUACAAGAAGCUUUACGGAAGAAGGAGGAGGAAAUGAAGCAAAUGGAAGAGCGUUACAAAAAGUAUUUGGAAAAGGCCAAAAGUGUCAUCCGUACCUUAGAUCCUAAGCAAAACCAAGGUGCAGCUCCUGAGAUUCAGGCUCUGAAAAAUCAGUUGCAGGAACGGGAUAGAAUGUUUCAUUCACUGGAGAAAGAAUAUGAAAAAACAAAAAAUCAAAGAGAAAUGGAGGAGAAAUUUAUUGUUAGUGCCUGGUACAAUAUGGGGAUGACUCUGCAUAAAAAAGCAGCAGAAGACAGGCUGGCAAGUACAGGCUCAGGACAGUCCUUCCUGGCUAGACAAAGGCAAGCCACGAGCACAAGGAGAUCAUACCCUGGUCAUGUCCAGCCAGCAACUGCAAGUGAUGUGGUUGCAUGACCUGCAGCAUUAUUAUAACAGGGACUGUUCAGUGCAUGACUUGCUUUUCUGUCCAGACUGCAUAACCAAAACUUAACCAGUUCUACACUUACGGGCAUCUGAUUUCAAAGGGAGAUCUACUUGCAGAGAAGCUUACCAUCUUGGGGAGUGGCUUUCCCAUUUUCUGCUUCCAUUUACUCUUUCUCUUCACAAAAAGUCUCCUGUGGGGCUAAAAGAGCGGAAACCCAGUAUUCAGAACUCUACAGGAGGCGUUCUGCAAACUGACAGAGCACUGUCAGCUCUACAUUUACUUCUGUCUGUCCAUUUAAUUCUGAUUGAUUAACAGCAUUAACACACAGACUUCCUGCAACAUUUGCAUAUUCUGAACUAUAAAAAUCUAGUCUUAACGAGUUCCUAAAAAUGCCUUUUGGUGACUCUUAAAACUUCAAAGCACCUGCACCCUUAAAAGAUAUACCUUCAAAUAAAUUAAAAAUGAAGUCAAGGAGGUGUGUUACUAGGAGGAGCGGCUGCUUGGCCAGCCCAUCUUCCUUAGGAAGCCGAGCAGGGUUCAUCAGAUAAACUCUGAGACAGGCAAACGACUGUGCAGUCCUUUGUUCACAGACACUGCCUGCUUCCUUACUAUGUAUAUACACAGUAGAUUAUGGCUGUUGUAUUUUUCUCUAUAUAUUUUAGCCGUGUCGUCUGUUUCUUUCAGAAACUUUUUAUUUCCACUCUGUGUACAAUUGUUAAACAAUCCAAGGAAAGUACGUGAAUGGGGAUAAACGUGAAAGCUGGCCACACUUUCAGUAUUAUGCAGAUUGUCCUUGACAGUUUAUAAUUUGGGUUGUUUGUAUUUUACCUGUACUAUUUUUUUUCUCUCAUUAUUGCAGUCUUAGCUAUUUCAUUUCCAGUUGCACUAGUUUGGCUGUUUCUUUGUAUUACAAAGUUUAGCUAUAAGAUUUUUGCAAUAUUUAGACAGUAUAACUCAAAAUGCUUCCUGCUGCCUUUAUUAAUUUUUAAAAGCUGCUUAUUUAAUAUUUUUAAAUAUCUGCACAUUUGUACUACUGUAUCUUUGUUCUGUGCUGGAUGCCCAGUACUGGCAAGAUCCAGAAGGCAAGGGAGUACUGUCGUGGUGUAAGUUAGGGUGUUUGUUGUGUAGCAGUUAGCAUGUAACAGGUCAGAUGAGGCCACAGGGCCCUCCACAGCAUCUGAAAAGAAUCCGAAUGAAGAAAACCAUUAGUUUGUUCGGUUGAAGUCCAGUUCUUGAGAAACCCCAUUCUUGCUCACUUGGAUCUUAAUCCUGCAAAAAUAUAUGCAUGAGCUUACUCCAGGAAUAGUUUUGCUUAUUCAGGCAGUAGUGUAUCGGUGAGCCCUGCUUUCCACCUGAGCACCCUAUAUUGGAGACAUGGUGUGCCUCCCUGCAGGCACACGGGGCCUUGAAAGGCUGUGCCCUCGCCUUGGGACGCCAGAGGUGCUCGGCCCUCAUAGACCCCUGCGCUGGGACACCUGAGGUGCUCGGCCCUCAGGCACCGUGCCUGCUGCAGCAGAGGGCUGGAGAACAGGCAGAGCCCGUCCCCGUGCCGCCUCAGCAGGGUAGGGCAGGUUGGGCUGCAGCAGGCCCUGCAGGAGUCGGAGGGCCAGCGUGAGGAUCCCAGUGAGAAGCGUGUGCGGGGUUCCCUCCUGGACACCGUGCCUGACACCAUAGCAGACAGGGAGCCUGCGGCUGACAGCCCAUUGGGACUCCCACAUGGGGAUAUGUCUUUCCUGGUCCACCAGGACCUGGGGCAGUGACGUCUGAUGUGACCUGCAGGACAGAUCAGGGCCGUGACGUGUCACACGUUCCUGCAGCAGUGCCAGCGGCACUUCCAUCGGACUGAGCCUAGCAGAGCUAAAGGGUUUUCAUCUCUCCAGGUCCUAGCCAUCGAUCCCUCGCUCUGUGUCAGGGCAAGCUUUAUAGAAAAACCUCCUUUCUGUUGUGUGUGAGGCAUAGUUUGUUUCCCAUCGCCAGCGCAGCUUCAGCUGGGAGCACCCUUCUCCAGGCCGAGCUGGGAGCGGGGCCGGGGCGGCCCUGCGCGGGGUGUGCGGGGAUAGCUGUUUGUCACACCUGCCUGCAAGGGCAUCCCAAGCUGAAGCUGAGCUGUACCUCAUUUCUCCAUGUGGUCUGUGCGGUUAGAAACUACAUAUCAGUUGUUAUUGAGCCUGAAGACAUUUAUAUGUAAUUGUGUUUAGCUUGACAAAGCGUGUUUGAGUUCACUGAAGCGGUGGCGAAGAGCCACGUCUCUGCGUGACCUCCAGCAUGUCUCUGGUGUACUAACUUCAUUUAUGCUGCGUAGAAACUCUUCUACUUCCUUCAUAGCAGCUUGUUUGACAGUCCCAAAUUAAGUGUUGACCAAUUAUCGAAGUAACUGUUUGUGAAGUUGACAGUGAUAUAUUUUCUGUAAAUUAAUGGAUUUAUAGAGUGUCAAAACAUAAAUUUCCCAUUUUGAUUCAUCUAUGAGUUGUGUAACUACCAGAUUGUCAUGGUAGCAGUAUUAAUAUACAUAUCUGUACAUAGACAAAAAAAAAAAUACUCGGUAAUGGUCAUUAGAAUCAAAAGGUUUAAUAUUUUUUUCCCAGUCAAAUACACUAAUGCUUCCAAGGUUACAGAAGAGUGUACAGUUGUUAAACAAGUUGUAAAUAAAGGCUUAUAUAAAAUAAAAGUGCUUGUUUUGCCUUUCUUUGGUACUGAAUUACUGAAACUGAGGCCAACAUACAGUUCACGACCAAGUUACCGGUUCACAAUAGCUUACUGCUGUUUGCAGUAAGCGAUGACGGGUGCUGGCAGCAGCCUUUAUACUCAGUCACUGUUUAGCACAGACUUCAGCAGGGUGGGAAGAAUGGGGAUAGUGUGACCCUUGCCUUUGAAGAAUGCUUAUGUCAGCCAUUGCAGAACAAACUACCUGUAUGCUUUGCUUCUGGAAAGACCAAGGCUGACCUAUGGGUGUAACAGAACUUCGUCUUGCUAAUGGAAGUUUAGCUCUAGAGAUAACAAAGCAGGAAAAAACCUCUCUGCUGAUAUGGAUGAGAAAAAUUAUCCUUCCUUACUGCAUUAAUAAGCAGCUUUGCUCUUUGGGGUGGGAGAGCUGAGGAGGAGGGAUCAGGCAAGCAGUGUUGGACGUGAGUGAAUAUUGCUUGUGAGAGGACAACAGCUAGGGAGAGAGAUGGAGCCCAUAUGUAUGUCAUGUGUGAUACUGGGGCUGAGAAGGAUGUGCAGAGAUCCUGAAGCCUCCUGCAGCAGUAGCAGGCUGGUUCUUACACUGCAGCGAAGAAGAAACACCCCAGGUGAGUGUGGAGGGUUGGCCACAGGGAAGAGGAGACAGGCCCCCAAAGUGCAGUCCAGCUCUCCUGAGCCUCAGGCAGUGUGAGCUGGAGGCAGAAAGCUGUCAGAGUCUCAUCGUGGGCUGGGUUGUCAGUGGAGAUGCUGUGUGUGACCACUGUAGGGCUUCUUGGGGAUGUAAAGGUCAAAGGCAGCCUUGGCUGUAGUGAUGAUGAAGUGGUGGAGUUCAUGAUCCUUUUGGGGGUGAGGAGAGUGCACAGAAAGCUCACAGCUCAGAACCUGGCUUUUCAAGGAGUUGCUUGGUAAAGUUAUGUGGGAUGAAGGCUUGGAGGAAUGAGGGGCACAAGAAUGUUCGUUAAUAAUCGAGGAUCAUCUCCUCUAAGAGCACUGCAUCCCCAUGAGAAGGGGAAAAAUGUCAGGAGGUCUGCAUGGAUAAGCAAGGAUCACAUGGCCAGGCUCAGACACAAAAAAGAAGUGCCCAGAAGGUGGAAGUAAAGACAGAUAAGAUGGGAGGAGCACAGAACAUCCAGGGCUGGAGUUAGGAAGGCUAAAACCCAUUUGGAGUUGAAUCUAGCAAGGGAAGGCAAGAAGAACUUGUCACAGUACAUCUGUGAGGGAAGGUAAACUAGGGAAAACACGGGCCCAUUGCUGAAGCAGAGCCUUCUAACACAGGGAAAAGGAUAUUUUCUUCGCCUCAGUCUUUACAAGCAAGACUGACCCUCAGGAAUCCUUGGUCCCAGAGGCCAGGCUGAAGGGCUGGAGCAAGGAAGAUGUAUCUUUGCUGGAAGAGGAUCAGGUCAGGGAACACUUCAGCAAACUGGACCACAGGCCCUGAUGGGAUGUACCUACUAGUGCUGAGGGAGCUGGCAGAUGCAACUGCAAGGCCACGGUAGAUAAUCCUUGCUUGACCGUGGCACCUGGCUGGGGUGUAAGACCAUUAGUGAAAGCCUGAGCCAGCAACUACAGUUCUCCUUUACAUUUCUCCUUUUGCAUUUCCCCAACAGCCUUUGAGGACAGAACAGUUGGAGUCAGCUGCACAUCCUAUUUAUGUGUGUGAAGCGAAACUCAUAUGAGCCACAGUAAAGGACAGGAGAGGAAGUGAUAUACCUGUAAGUCAUCAAGGAGGCUGCUCCUAGCUCAUGUCCUGAGGCCCAGGAGGCAGUGGAGCUCUUUGUGAUGCUAGCAGGGCACCCCUUUCACCUUUUCUCCCUUGGGCAAACACCUCUGCAUGCGAAAUGCCUGCACCUAUGACAUGCACUUUCUGCAUCAAAAGUUAGCAUUCAGAAGUUGCUUAGAGCACAACUCCAUGUCUACAGGAAAAGCCUCACAGAGCUGGGGAGGAGAGUGGAAGAAAGCCCAGCUCCUUCCCCAGAACACCUGAACCUUCCCAAAAACAGCCCACAUCACCACCAGUCCCAACCCCAGCCUCCAAAGGGACGGUGAAGGCAGGCAGUAUUUACUGGCAAAGUUAAAGAAGAGGUGGAUUGGAAGCUAAAACACAUUUUCAUUCUGUUUGUCAUGUCACGUUGUGCAAAUGUUUUUCUUCGAUGUUGUA
Molecule: messenger RNA, 7111 nt
Organism: Phasianus colchicus (ring-necked pheasant)
Lineage: Eukaryota; Metazoa; Chordata; Aves; Galliformes; Phasianidae
Source: RefSeq, a predicted model, not a curated record